Messenger RNA from Dreissena polymorpha, 3391 nucleotides. RefSeq names its product DNA replication licensing factor mcm7-like. Gene Ontology annotation, cellular component: nucleus; MCM complex. NCBI's taxonomy places the organism in Eukaryota, Metazoa, Mollusca, Bivalvia, Myida, Dreissenidae. Gene Ontology annotation, molecular function: ATP binding; single-stranded DNA helicase activity; single-stranded DNA binding. Gene Ontology annotation, biological process: DNA replication; DNA strand elongation involved in DNA replication; DNA replication initiation. Bases 99 to 2267 code for a protein of 722 amino acids. The record is from RefSeq and is a predicted model, not a curated record. The transcript has 16 exons.
CUUCGAAACCAGUCUGCACACCGAGUCACGUGAACAAACAUUUCCCGCCGUUUAAUAAAUCCGUCACGUUUACUGCACCAAACUUGUAAACAAAGACAAUGGCACCCCGAGAUUACGCAGCAGAAAAGGAAAAGAUCAAGACGUUUCUCCAGGAAUACUAUGUUGAUGGGUCAGAUGGUGGCAAAGACUUCGUCUAUGGACAGCAGCUGGUUAAGAUUGCACACAGAGAACAAGUUGGGCUGUGGAUUGAUCUGGAUGAUGUACAUAACCACGACCCAGAGCUAGAGGAGGCCAUUCGAGAGAACACUCGUCGCUACAUGCAGCUGUUUGCUGAUGUUAUACAGGAGCUCCUGCCUGAAUACAGGGAACGAGAGGUAGUACACAAAGACGCCCUGGAUGUUUACAUUGAACACAGACUUCUCCUGGAGCAGAGGAAUCACCCUGAUGGGGCCGAAGUCACUCGAGAUCCUCGCAACAAAUACCCUGCUGAACUCAUGAGGAGAUUUGAGGUGUACUUCAAGGCCCGCAGCAAUGAGAAGCAUGUGGCCAUUCGCGAGGUGAAGGCAGACUGCAUCGGCAAGCUGGUCAACGUGAAGGGCAUCGUCACCCGGGCAACGGAGGUGAAACCCAUGAUGCAGGUGGCCACAUACACCUGUGACACGUGUGGCAACGAGACAUAUCAGCCUAUUGCCUCCCCUUCAUUCAUGCCCUUGCUGAUGUGCCCCAGUACAGACUGCACCACCAAUCGGUCAGGCGGUCGUCUUUACCUGCAGUCACGAGGCUCCAAGUUUGUCAAGUUUCAGGAGAUAAAAAUACAGGAACAUAGUGACCAGGUGCCCGUAGGUAACAUCCCACGCAGCAUGACGGUGUACUGUAGAGGGGAGACCACCCGCACCGCCCAGCCUGGCGACCACGUCAGCAUCGCGGGGAUCUUCCUGCCCACCAUGAAACAGGGCUUCCAGGCACAGAGUGGACUUCUGUCUGAGACAUUCCUUGACGCACAUCGUAUAAUGAAGAUGAACAAGACAGAAGAUGAUGAACUGGGCGUUGAGGAGCUGGACGAAGACCAGGUCAAGCAGGUAGCAGAGGAGGACUUCUAUGACAAGCUGGCUAGCAGCAUAGCCCCGGAGAUCUACGGCCAUGAGGACGUGAAGAAGGCGCUGCUUCUGCUGCUUGUGGGCGGAGUGGACAAGUCACCACAGGGCAUGAAGAUACGAGGAAACAUCAACAUCUGUUUAAUGGGAGAUCCCGGUGUGGCGAAGUCACAGCUUCUGUCCUUCAUUGAUAGACUGGCACCCAGAAGUCAGUACACGACAGGGCGAGGUUCCUCGGGUGUGGGUCUGACAGCGGCCGUGAUGAAGGACCCCAUCACUGGGGAGAUGAUGCUGGAGGGCGGGGCCCUGGUGCUGGCUGACCAGGGGGUGUGCUGUAUUGACGAGUUUGACAAGAUGAUGGAUACAGACCGGACUGCCAUACACGAGGUCAUGGAGCAGCAGACUAUCUCCAUUGCUAAGGCUGGUAUUAUGACAAGUCUCAAUGCCAGAGUGUCUAUCCUGGCUGCUGCAAAUCCUGCCUACGGUAGAUACAACCCCAAGCGGACCAUCGAACAGAACAUCCAGCUUCCAGCAGCACUUUUGUCAAGAUUUGACCUCCUCUGGCUCAUACAGGAUAAGCCUGACCGAGAUAAUGACCUCAGACUUGCCCAGCACAUCACCUACGUACACCAGCACAACAUUCAGCCCCCAUCUCAGUUCACUCCUCUAGACAUGAAACUCAUGAGGCGCUACAUUGCACUGUGCAAGAAGAAGCAGCCUGCUAUCCCAGAGGAGCUUGCUGACUACAUCACGUCAGCGUACUGUGAGAUGAGGAAGGAGGCAAGGAAUGGCAAGGACAUGACCUUCAUGUCCGCCAGGACACUCCUCGCUCUGCUACGACUCUCCACGGCACUGGCUCGACUGCGUCUGAUGGACACAGUAGAGAAGGAAGAUGUUAAUGAGGCGAUACGUCUGAUGGAGAUGUCCAAGGACUCGCUUAACCCCGCACACGAUAUGCACACCAGAGCCCAGAAUGUUACAGACAAGAUCUUCAACAUUAUUCGCGAGAUGGUGCCUUCCAAGGGAGUUAAAUCUGUCAAGAUAUCUGACCUGAUGGAGCAGUGCACGUCUAAAGGCUUCAAACCGGACCAGGUGGAUGCGUGCAUCGAGGAGUAUGAGGAACUGAACGUCUGGCAGGUGAACCAGGCCCAUACCAAGGUCACCUUCAUCUAGGGGGUGGGAGCAUGGCUUGCUCCAUGUGAGACAUUUAUGUACAGAAAAAAAAUCUUCCUAAGCACAGUUAAUGGUAUUGAUACUGCUUUACUGCAUGAAAGUGUUAUAGGAAAUGUCAAGUGUCAGCUUAGAACAUAGUUUACUCCACUUCAUUAAGUAUCUGGAUUGUGAAAUAAAGACAAGAUGUGUUUCUGCUUGGCUAAUUCAAAUUGGAUAUUGAAGUCCCUUAUAUGUAGGGUAAUUUAGUUUUUUUCCAGGGUGAGUGACCAAUCAUGCCUAAAAUUGGGAAAUGUGUGUGGAGAAAUUCCUUGCAUGUAACAAAUCAUUUAAUUGGAGCAAUUGACACGAGUCUUGGAAAAUGUUGGGCCGUUAUAAAAAUGAAAUAGUCUGAUAUAGAAUUUAUUCAAGAUAUUAACACUAUAUGAUUAAAUUUUUAUUCAUUUGUUUAAAAUAUUAAGUGGAAUAAAGUGAAUUAAAUUAACAUUGAAAAUAUUGGUAGUGUCUGUGUACAAUUUCACCUCUUUGAAUUUAUGUAACUGUUAAAUUUACUAUAUAUGUAAUGGAAAAAAAAACAUUUUUGUGUAAAAAAGAAAGUUAAGUUCAUUAAUUGCAUGAAUUGAAAACAUGUGUUGCUGAAGAAUUUAUAUUGUGUACGGCAAUUUUAUUUUCAUCUAGACAGUGCAACCUUAAAAAUUAUUUUCUAACUUAAAUAAAUGAUAUAUAAAUAAUCAUGUUAGCAUAAUUAAUAAUUUGAUUCUCAUAAAAUGUAAUGCUAUUUAGACUGAAAUUAACUGAAAUUUAAUUGUAUUAGAUCGUUUUGUUUGGCAACACUUAAAUGUAAAAAUAAACUUUUAAUGUUCUUAUGCUUGCUUAUGUAAUAACAGUAAUGUGUUGUUAUGUACAUGCCAUUUGUACCAAAAAUGCUGCACCCAAUGUGUUCAACUAUAAGUGAAUGUGUUCAUUUCUAUUUAUCUAUUAAUCACUCUUAUAAUUCUGAAAUUUUUAGGUGUAAUUGGUGACUUUUGUAAAUAUGCGCAUUUGUUUGGUAUAUUACAAAUAUCAUUUUCGUAGAUAAUGUCAUGUUGGUCAUGAUUGUAAUAUUGAAAAAUAAACAUUUUGCCAGA